This is a messenger RNA of Ostreococcus lucimarinus CCE9901, 2212 nucleotides long. RefSeq lists its product with no specific name. Lineage: Eukaryota; Viridiplantae; Chlorophyta; Mamiellophyceae; Mamiellales; Bathycoccaceae. The transcript has a single exon. The record is from RefSeq and is a predicted model, not a curated record. The coding region runs from base 17 to 2167 and encodes 716 amino acids.
CGCGACGCGACGCUCGAUGCGCGCGUCGAGCGAGACGUCGGACGAAAGCGACGACGACGACGCGUGGUGCGCGUCGUGCGAGCGGUGCGGCGAGGUGUGCUUCGGGGCGUCGGAAACGCUCGCGAGUUUAGCGCUCGCGAAACAUCGGGACGGCGCGUGCGGCGCGCGCGUCCGCGGCGACGGCGACGGCGCGACGCGCGAGACGACGCCGAAGCGGGAGUACCAUCGCAAGUGCACGCUGUGCGAGAACUUCGAGGUGAACGAGGACGAUAAGAAGCAGUUCUUCGCGGCGUGGGGGCGACACGCGAACUCGGAGGAACACUUGCUGAACGCGGAGCGGCGACGAAGGACGAAGCUCGAGAAGAGGGAGCCGGGAGGGAGAGCGCGCGCGACGGUGGGGGAAUCGGCGUUGGAAUUCCCGACGAGGACGUGCGAGACGUGCGCGGUGACGAUUCGGGGCAGCGGAGAGGCGAAUUUGGCGAAUAAUUGGUUGCAACACGCGCGGACGAGACGACAUCAGGAACUGGCGCACGCGGCGAAGGAAACGGCGAAGGCGGCGAAAUUUGCGAGCGUGGUGGAACAGAAGGCGCCGCCGCCGGUGCGAGUGCGGAAUGUGUAUGAUGCGCUGGAAAGUGCCGGGAGCGAGCGAUCGGGGUCGCCUGCGCCGGUUUUCGACGACAGCGCGGAGAUUUCGCCGAAGCACGGGACGGACUCCUCUCCUAUCGCUUUAGACAAGUCCGCCGGCGCCGCGAGUGUGUUGGCGUACAUGUGCGAUAGGUCAGUCGGCCGCGCGUGGAGAGACGCGCGUCCGACGCUUGUGAGCCACGACAGAGUCGACGAGACGGCUCGAGACAUGGCCGUCUUGGGAACGCUGUUCGACGUUCCGAAGCAUUUUGCGCAAAACGAAUUCGUCGAUAAGAGAGAAAUGUUCAUGGACGUCGGCAUUCCGUUCUGUGGUCUGGUGUACGGCGCACCCGGGGCGAGUACGUCUCACACCGUCGAUGUACUCGUCGAAAACUGUUUGAUGCGUCAGGGAAUGGUUGACCCGCCACAGGACUGGACGACGGCGAUUACGUUUAGCACUUCGACGACCGACGCCUUUUCUAAAGAUGCAUCGCUUGCGAAUUUUCUCGGGUUAUCCGUCUUGAGUCUACAUUUGGAAACGCUCUGUGGCAAAAAUUCCAACUGUCGCGCGCCUAAUGUCAAAGUGCUCUCGGCGCCCAAACAUAUCGAAAGUCGCGCUCCAGAAAUCUGCGACGAGUACGAUCGGAAUGGUUUCGUCGGAAUGGUUUCGCCACUACUUUUCGGAUGGAAUUCGCUCACGAGCGAGCACUUGUGCAUUAUGCUCGGCAUAGAAGAUGACGAGCAGAUUUUGAAGAUGAUUCGUCACCGGACUUCGUUCAAACAAUUUUUUGAAGGAUUGUGCGACAGCUUUAGAGCCCAGAGAGAUGGAAGUCGUGGACAGUUACUCCUUGCGCGCGCGCAGCAAGUCAAAUCAUUCAUCUACGAAAACUACGAAAAUGUUCACGUCGAGGGCGUAGUGAUGCGCGUGUUCGAACAAGCCGUGCUCGUCGACGCGCUCAACGUCGUCGACGUGACGCAUUCGGAGUACGAGCCGGAUUUUGUAGACGCCAUCUUCCAAGUCGCUCUCAGCAUGUUUCAAAAAAUGGAUCUCCCGUUGAAACGGACCGCACGGAACCGACGCUCCCCACCGAAAAAGCUCAUCGUAAUCGAUGACGCGGAUCUGUUGCUCAGCCUCGGCUCGCGAGCGGGAUUUGCUGGUCAACUUGUGAACGCCGCUCGAACGAUGCAUCGGACAAACACGCGUCUCGUCGUCGGCACGACGAGCCCAUUCGCGAUUCCUGAGGCCCUCGUCGAGCUCGCGACGGUGCACGUUUUGCACCAGUUCAACUCUGCGCGCUGGUUUGAUCACAUUGCACGUAACGCGGCACUGCAGGAAGCCAACUUGAGCGACGUACGAAACCUUCAACCUGGCGAAUCUUUGGUUUGUGCUAAUAUGCUAUGCUACAAUUGGAGCGCGCCUCGAGCGCGCGCCGUCAAGAUGCGCAUCCGCAAUCGUCUCACGCGAGAAUCCGUUCGUGUUGUACGAACUCCGCUAGAAGAAGCCACUCACCGAUUCAUGAGAGACAUCGACGACUCACGCUAGAAGAGUCCAUUCAUGUUCGACGAAUCAUAGAUGCGCCGCUUACAC